This is a messenger RNA of Cebus imitator (Panamanian white-faced capuchin), 1405 nucleotides long. RefSeq names its product ribonuclease 7. The transcript has a single exon. The record is from RefSeq and is a predicted model, not a curated record. Bases 147 to 617 code for a protein of 156 amino acids. Gene Ontology annotation, molecular function: nucleic acid binding; RNA nuclease activity. Gene Ontology annotation, biological process: defense response to fungus; defense response to Gram-negative bacterium; innate immune response. NCBI's taxonomy places the organism in Eukaryota, Metazoa, Chordata, Mammalia, Primates, Cebidae.
GAUGAGACACAAAGGGAGGAAAGGAGACAAGUGCCUAGGGAGAUGGGUGAUUAGCUCAUAUGAGCAGGUAUAGGAGGACUAAUUUCUCGACUGAACACUGUCCCAGUGACCCCUGCCCUCUAUUCUGACUGCUCCCCCUAAGAGAGAUGGCACCGGCCAGAGCAGGAUACUUCCCCUUUCUGCUGCUGCUGCUGCUGGGGCUGUGGGUGGCUGAGAUCCCAGUCAGUGCCAAGCCCAAGGGCAUGACCCCAUCUCAGUGGUUUAACACUCAGCACGUGCAGCCCAGCCCUCAAGCAUGUGACUCAGCCAUGAGAGACAUCAACAAGCACACAAAACGGUGCAAAGACCUCAACACCUUCCUGCACGAGUCCUUCUCCAGCGUGGCCGCCACCUGCCAGACCCCCAACAUAACCUGCAAGAACGGCCAUAAAAACUGCCACCAGAGCCAUGGGUCCGUGUCCCUGACCAUGUGUGGGCUCACCUCAGGGAAGUACCCGAACUGCAGGUACAAAGAGGAGCACCUGAACAAGUUUUACAUAGUGGCCUGUGACCCUCGCCAGAAAAAGGACCCUCAGCAAUUCCACCUGGUUCCUGUGCACUUGGACAGAGUCCUUUAGGCUUCCAGAGCUCCUCACUCUUUGGCUGAGCCUCAGGUCCAUCUCCUGGGCUCUGCAUCACUCCUCCUACACCCAGAGCGUUCUCUUCCCCUCAUCUCUUGGGACUCUGGUUCAGCCUCUGCUGGGAGGCUGAAGCUGACACUCUGGUGACCUGAACUCUAGAGUCAUGGCCUUUCAUCUUUUUGUUGCUGUUUUCCCAGAUGCUUAUCCCCAAGAAAGGGGCUGAGCAAGCUCAAGGCUGUGGGUUCCCUGGUCUCUGCCUUUGCACAUGUCUCCCUUGUCCUCUGGCAUUAUGGCAUUAUGGCAGCAUGACAAGGGGAGGAAAUACAUGGAAAAGGGGCCUAUGAUUUGUGGAUAGAGCUGUUUCUGUUCCUGAACUAGAAGUCUUCCCCAGCUCUGACAUGGUAGUGAGGUGACCUGAAGCAAAGAAAAAUAUAAAGAAAUACCACUUCAUAUUUUUAUAGCACUUCCACGUGAACCCUCUAAUCCCUUGUGACAUAGACUUGACAGGGAUUGUAUGCCUUCUUUAUGGAUGAGGAAAUUGAGAUUUUAGAAAGCUUAAUUAAUUAAAUAGCCCGUCUAAUUAGUGAGCAGCAGAACCUGGACUUGAACCUAGGUUUCCUUGCUUAAAUAUAGCAUACUUUCUACUCUACCAGUUGGGCAAGAAAGCAGAUACUGUUACAGGGGCAAGAGGUGAACUAGGUAAGAGUUCACCCAUGAAGAAUGAGUGCUCUGAAGAGCCAGUUACCCUGUGUUGGCUGCAAUGAAGCUCAUUACCUCUCUAGCCA